Messenger RNA from Homalodisca vitripennis (glassy-winged sharpshooter), 1165 nucleotides. RefSeq names its product dnaJ homolog subfamily C member 30, mitochondrial-like. The coding region runs from base 461 to 1099 and encodes 212 amino acids. The transcript has a single exon. The record is from RefSeq and is a predicted model, not a curated record. NCBI's taxonomy places the organism in Eukaryota, Metazoa, Arthropoda, Insecta, Hemiptera, Cicadellidae.
UAUAAUUAGUGCAGGUAAAGAGAUUUUGGUUGUAAAAAUUAUGUAGGAACCCAUAAAUUUAUUUAAAAAUUUUAUAUGCAUUAGCAGCGUUUAAAAAGUAUAACACUACACGCUAAUUAUUCAAACCAAAAGCAUACGCAACCUUGAAAAAUAGUUACUGAAUAUGGAGAAUCAGGUGACCACAAAUUGAAAGAAUGAAAGGUUAGGCAAGUCAGGCGAGUGACGUCUGCAAUGUUACUGUUGUCUGCUAUUCGGUCAAAUCAGUGUUAUGUGUUAGUUUUAUGUAGGUUAUGCUUGGUUAUUUUUAGUAAAGACCCAGAUUGUACUUUUUAAUGUUCAAGGUAAUAGGGAAUGAUUAUCCAUCAAAAUUAAUGUUCUAUUUUUCCAUGGCAAAAUCUACAUUAUUAACAAUGGACAGAGUUAAUUUACGAAGUUGCUCGACCACAAACAUUAAGUUACAAUGAAUUUACGCCAUAAUGUGAACUACAAACUGGUGAGGCAAAUAAGUUUGAAUGUGAGUGGGUACCAGAGAAAAAAUCAUUAUGAUUGUUUAGGGAUUACACCUAAAGCUACACAAGGUGAUGUUAAGUCAGCAUAUUAUAAGUUAUCUAAGCAAUAUCACCCAGACCUCAAUAAGGGUAAUAUAGAUGCUGCAGAAAAAUUCAGAGAUAUUACUGAAGCUUAUGAAGUCCUUGGGAAUUUGAAAAGCAGAAGAUUGUAUGACAGAGGAUUGUUAGUAGGCGGUACUGAACAUAGCUAUACACAAAAUGAACCAGUUGUUGAUAAUUAUGAACACUCUUCUUUCUACCACUAUCGAAAUAAACCAGCAAGUAAAAGAGCAACAAGUGAGUCAACGCCACACUACAACAUCGACGAGUGGACCAGAGCUCACUACAGUAAUACUUUUAGACAAGCUUACGAGAAAAAAUCAGAAGAAGUUAGAAAUACUCGAAACAACUUUAAAGAAUUAGAAGAAAACAAGGGAAUUUUACAAGUUAGUUUUUCAAUUGCUCUAUUCUUAUGUGCUUUCAUUUUAUAUGCAGUAAAACCUUCAGGAUAUGAUGUGCGCCACGAGAAGCCAGAUGAGAAACCUGAUUAGUAUAAUGUUAAAUAUUUAUUCAGUUUUAAAAUUGUAAUAAAUUAUUCAUGUUAAUAGAGAUAUAAA